GACCAAAAACACACCGGGACAGGAGCACUGCAGCACGGCUCUCGGACCUGCGCUGUGGGGGGCUCGUGUCUAUGAACCGCGGCCAUGGCGAAGAAAAACAGCACCAAGAAGUCCUUCAAAAGUUUGUUUUCGAAAAGCGAAGUGAAUUUGAACGAGACGGUGGCCGCGUUGGCGGAGAGCGGCACCAACAGCACCGGCCUGGACAAGAAAAGCGGGACAGAGAAGAAAAAGUUCAGAUUUCCUGGUUUGAAAAUUAAAUCGAAAAGCACCGAGGUGUUGGAGAAGUCUGGCCCGGAGAGCGCGCAGGGUCCCAGUGUUGAGAAACCUGGAACAAGUGGCGAAUCUUCGACUGAUAACGUCUCCACGGACACGGACCGCUCCUCGCUGUACGCAACGGCCCCGAGAUCAAAGGGGAAGGACCUGAGUCUGUCGGAGCAGGACUUGAGUUCGAAGCCCAAACGUUUCAACACGUUUUCUUUGGGUCUAAGAAGGAAGAAGAAGAGAGAGGAGAAUGUUCUGUCCACGAGCACUUACGGCAUCGACCGCUCGGGAAUCGAACUACAGCGGGAGACUCCCUCUGAUCUCAGCCAAAUGCCUCUGGCCCAAACUGACACUAAAACUAUGAGCAAGUCCCAACCAGAACUGGACACCAGCGAGAUCUUCGACAUUCCUUCCCCUCCUCGCGUCACUAUCAACAAAUCAGACUUCCCAAUUUCCAGCCAAUCAGAAGUCUCUGCCACUAUCCAUGCUCAAUCGAUCACAACUCAGCAAACCAACAUCCAAAAUAAUGUUCAAAAUACAACUCAGAAAGCUCCCAUAGCCACCAUCGCUGAGUUGGCACUAGAUGACGAAGUGAAUGCAGCUACUGAGGAAGUGACCCCAAAGCUAUCGUCUUACAAACAAGCCGCUGUAGCCCAGAGCAAAGUAGAAAAGGUGUUAUCAAAUAUCGCUGCAACCAGGUCUAACAAUGCUGCGUUUGAUGCUAGCAACAUCCAAGUGUCUGAUACCAAAGCAGAGAUGCCAAUUAGUCAACCAGCGCUAACAGAAAAACAACCAGAAAUCAAUUCAACUGCAUCUGGAUCCAAAAUGGCUGCCAGUGGUACAGAUGCAAAUGUUAAAAUUGACACAGGAACUGACCCCAAAAUGGUCGCAACACUGGAAGAACCUACAAUAAAUAGCAGUUCUGCGAUAAACCCCAAGAUGGCGACCACUGUUACUGAUAAACAGCUUAAAAUUGACACAGCGACUGCAGUUGGACCCAAAAUGACCACCGCUUUGGAAGAUAAACAAAGUACAAGCAGUAAUUCGGCAAUAAACAUCGAAAUGUUGACCACGAAUUUGGAGAAGCCAGUUGAAUCGUCUGGUGCUAUUAGCGACACAAUGACAGAUAUACAGCUUAAAAUUGACUCCACUACUGCAAUUGGACCCAAAAUGGCAGCCGCGCUGGAAGAUAAACAAAGUACAAGCAGUAAUUCAGCAAUAAAUUUUAAAACGGCAGCCCCAAAUUUGGAUAAGCAAACUGAAUCAUCUAACGCAAUUAGCAAUACAGCUAGCGCUAGCAAAACCGCCGACUUUGACACCAAAAUUGACACGGAAAUUACAGAUACACUUACAAUUUCGAGCAUUGACAACUCUAGCUUUGUUUCAGUUGCUACAAGUCUGAAAUCUCCCCAAAAAGAGGACAAAAGAAAAACCAAAACUAGUCUGUCCAACAUGCCUGACCAAGAUAAAAUGUACAGAACAUUGUACGAUUCGCUUUUUCCUGAAAAUUUCACCCAAGAAGUCGCCUCGUCACUUUUAAAUCAACCGACGAAACUGGCAACCGAGUAUACAAGCACCGAAACAGUUGUGGUUAAGAGAUAUGAAGAAAUCGAAAAAAUUAGCCCUCCCUUGUCAACUUCAUCCCCAGAGAAAAUUGACGAUAGUUUGAGUUCGUUUAGCAGCGCGAGUGACAGCAUUACAACUAAAACUGAGCCAAAAUCACCAACCAAAACAGUCUACAUUCGUACUACCUACGAGUCGACUUCAAAUGAUCCCAAACGGUCGAUGCAAGAUACCAAAUUUGCUUACUCAGAGUUUAAUACACAAACUAGCUUUACCAAAGAUACGAAAACACAUUCCUCUUUGGUUGAGAAGUCCCCUCCUCUGUUCAGCUAUGCAACCUCCCAAGAGACCAGUGCUCAAGUUUCAGCCGACUCUAAAAGAAAAGUACUUUUAGUCAAGGAGAUAGUUGCAAAUGAGGUCGCUAGCAGUAGUAGAGACUCAGACCGUCCUACUGCUACCAUGGAAAAAACAUCAACAGUCAUGAGCUUGGAUCUGAGAAGCGACGAAACUGAAAUCUCGUCCAUCACCUCUGGACAGACCGAACUGCAUGAUGGGAUAUGUAGUCCUGCCUAUUUGAGUGUUGGAUCUGAUGAUGGCAGCACAAUGGAGAUUUUUUAUAGCGCAGAAGAAGACAACGCGGACGAUUUGUUUACUGCGGAUGACAGAGAAGCGACUGUUAUCGAUACUGCGAGGGAUGCAAGCGCUUUGGAGGAUCUGAUCACAAAUAGAACUCUGAUUUUGAAAGAAGAUGAGAGCUGA
Messenger RNA from Periophthalmus magnuspinnatus, 2583 nucleotides. RefSeq names its product autotransporter adhesin BpaC-like. Bases 85 to 2583 code for a protein of 832 amino acids. NCBI's taxonomy places the organism in Eukaryota, Metazoa, Chordata, Actinopteri, Gobiiformes, Gobiidae. The transcript is spliced from 5 exons. The record is from RefSeq and is a predicted model, not a curated record.